Messenger RNA from Salvia miltiorrhiza (redroot sage), 596 nucleotides. Its product is annotated as calvin cycle protein CP12-1, chloroplastic. Gene Ontology annotation, biological process: negative regulation of reductive pentose-phosphate cycle. The transcript has a single exon. Gene Ontology annotation, cellular component: chloroplast. NCBI's taxonomy places the organism in Eukaryota, Viridiplantae, Streptophyta, Magnoliopsida, Lamiales, Lamiaceae. The coding region runs from base 1 to 372 and encodes 123 amino acids. The record is from RefSeq and is a predicted model, not a curated record.
AUGGCUGCAGCCGUAGCAGGAGUGAACAUCGCCGCCGUGAAGGUCUUCGGUAGGGCGUCGGAGCCGUCGCCGAAAUCCGCGAGCUUCUCGCAGCUGAACAGCCCGUGGAGGCGGGCAUCGAGGAGGAGGAUGUGCGUGGCGGCGGCGGCACCCGACAAGCUGACGGGCAAGGUGGAGGAGAGCAUCAAGGCCGCGGAGGAGGCGUGCGCGGGGGACGCGGUGAGCGGGGAGUGCGCGGCGGCGUGGGACGAGGUGGAGGAGCUGAGCGCGGCGGCGAGCCACGCCAGGGACAAGCAGAAGGACGCCGACCCCUUGGAGACCUACUGCAAGGACAACCCCGAGACCGACGAGUGCCGCACUUACGAUAAUUGAUCAUUCUUCCAUUAUUAUCAUGUGGAUUUUAAUUAAAUGUUUUCGGAUUUUUUAAGGUUUUUCUCGAUGUCGACAUGAUAUGAUGUGUUGUUAGAAGGUUUAAAGUGUUAGUUAAUGACAUUACACUUCGUUGUAUGGUCAAGAAAAAUGGUUGGUUGUUGAUUGGGAAUUAUACGAUACAAUAUUGAAACGUGUAUAAGAUGUUUAUGAGCGUUUAGAUACAA